CGCCCGUUGCCCUCAUCGCGAUCGCGCUCCGUCUCCCGUCCCCUGCGCUCCGCGAUUUCCUCGUGCAGCACCGCGUAACGCCUUCCAGCGCCCCAUCGCAACGCAGGUGUUGCUCACCACCCUCCCAGCCAUGUCUGAUGACGCGACAGCAAGCGCAUCCGCGCAGGACUCUGCCCUCGCUGGAGAAGGCGCCACAGACGUGAGUGCGCUUGAUCAAGACACAAACAUGCUCGAAGACGGCGUCAAGGAGUCGUCAAAUGAGCCCACGGCCGCAACACCUGCCGCUGCAUCAGACAACCCGCUAGACGCACCCGAGGGGCCGCGGCCCGAAGCUGAAGAUGCCGACGGCCAGGAAGAUGAGGAAAUGGGCGGCGUCGACGAUGCGAAGAAGGACAAUGGCGAGAGCGCCGAAGCUGCGGACCCCGAAGCACAAGCAAAAGCCGACUUGCAAUCGGCAGCACGCUCGCACUUUGUCACGCAGACGUAUGCGACCAUUAUUCCCAGCUACGCGACUUGGUUCGACAUGCGCUACAUCGACUACCGCGAGCGCAAGGCCCUCCCAGAGUUCUUCAACGGCCGAAAUCGCAGCAAGACCCCGGCCGUCUACCGCGACUACCGUGAUUUCAUGAUCAACACAUACCGCCUCAACCCAUCCGAGUACCUCACAGUCACCGCAUGCCGAAGGAACCUUGCCGGAGACGUGUGCGCCAUCAUGCGCGUGCAUGCCUUCCUCGAGCAGUGGGGGCUGAUCAACUACCAGGUUGACCCACAGGAACGCCCAUCAAACAUUGGCCCACCAUUUACUGGCCACUUCCGCGUCACAGUCGACACUCCCCGUGGACUGCAGCCCUUCCAGCCCGGGCCAGGCUCAAAAGUGACAGAGGGAAAGCAACUUGCAGCAACCGACCGUGCCGCCAGCCAACAACCGACCGCAAAGAGCGAGACCAAGUCUCUGGCAGGACGGAACAUCUACGAGCCCAAUGGCAAGGAAGCUUCCGCUGAGCCCAAGACAGCCAAUGGCGAAGCUGCUGCAAACGGCGGAGCCGUCGAUGUCAAGGAUCUCGAGGCUGCCGCGAAAGAGCCGACCAAGGUCAUCAACUGCUUCAGCUGCGGUGUCGAGUGCACACGUGUACAUUUCCACGAGACGAAGCCUUCUGAGCAGCCAGGUCAGCUCAAGGCUGCAGGGGGUCUCAAGCGGGACUUGUGCCCCAGGUGUUUUGUAGAGGGCAACUUUCCCUCUGGCACAUCAUCAGCAGACUUUACCAAGAUCUCAAACCCAGAGGAUUUGGCAGCCACCGAGACUGAGGAGAAAUGGACGGAAGAGGAGACUCUUUUGCUGCUUGAAGGCUUGGAGGAGUUCGAUGACGACUGGAACCGCGUCGCAGACCACGUACAGACCAAGACCCGUGAACAGUGUGUGAUGAAGUUUCUUCAGCUGGAGAUUGAAGACAAGUACGUCGAGUCAGAUCCACCAGAGUCGCAGUCGGCAGCUCCUUCAACCAAGUUCCUGCGCGACUUGGAAUACCUCAGCGAAGGCCGCGUUCCAAUUCACCACGCAGACAACCCCAUCCUCAGCGUGGUCAGCUUCCUAGUUGGUCUUGCACCCGCAAACGUCACGGAAGCUGCAGUGGCUUCAGGGCGCAGCGUCAACGAGAUGAAGCGCAUUUUGCAAGAAAAGAUCAACAAGGCUCCCACAGCGCCGUCUGAGAAGGGCAAGGAAAAAGAAGGCGAGCAGUCCACACCUGCUGCCACCGCUUCGGACAUGAAGCCAGAGGGCGGAGAUGCUAUGGACGUCGACGCUUCUGAAUCCAAUGCCGUAGCCACAAAAGAAACCGAGUCUUCAUCAGGCGUCAAUCCCCUGGCAACCCUUCCAUUUGCCCUCUCCGCGGCGCGCUCCUCUGCGCUUGCUUCGCACGAAGAACGACACAUUACACGUCUGGUGUCGGGUGCUGUCAAUCUGCAACUCCAAAAACUGCAGCUCAAGCUCGCUCACUUCAAUGACUUUGAGAAGCUGCUUUCAGCCGAGCGCCGCGACCUGCAGCGCCGCCGUCAACAACUCUUCAUGGACCGCUUGAACUUCCAACGUCGGGUACGCGCAUUGGAAGACGCAACCAAGAAGAUUAGCAGUUCCAUGGGCGGCCAAGGGCUGCCUGGCAGCAUGAGCAACGAGGACGCCGUACAAGCCCUUACCGAAGCCAUAAGAAUGUUUGGCGUCGGCAAAGGCGACGACAGCAUGGGCGUCAAGGGCGACAGCAUCGACGCCAGUGUCGCGCAACCCAUUGCCGAGGGUGCAGAUGGUUACAGCAAGAUAGAGAUUUAGAAUCCCCCCUUUCUUCCUCCUCUUUAUUCACGCAUAAUCGACACGAGAAAGACGAACGGGCGGCGGGCGGGGGCAGAGAAAGAGAGGAGGUCCAUGAUUCACAGACGUGGCAAUAGCGCGUACGUGGUUAUGCGUGGGUACAAAAGGAAACUUCUUCUUCCGCUUUCCUUGAACUACCCAUAGUCAUAACCACAAGCAGCAGCAGCAUCUAACCAGUUGAUCCGAAAUUCCAAGCUUUUUUUUGGCUCCAUCUUCCUCUUCCUCCUCUUCUUCUUCUUCUUUUGGCUUGUCCCUCUCCCUCCCUCUCCCUCCCCUAUACGAUGCUGGUUUGCAACGCGUUGAACAAACAAACAAACAAACCUUUUUUUUGUACAUGCGGUCGAGCUCCCAAUACAAGAGAAGAAGAGAAAAGAAAAAAUGUACUCAAGUCAUCAUCAUAUCUUGAUCUUGAUCUUGU
Messenger RNA from Exserohilum turcica Et28A, 2777 nucleotides. RefSeq lists its product as uncharacterized. The coding region runs from base 131 to 2320 and encodes 729 amino acids. The transcript has 3 exons. The record is from RefSeq and is a predicted model, not a curated record. Lineage: Eukaryota; Fungi; Ascomycota; Dothideomycetes; Pleosporales; Pleosporaceae. Gene Ontology annotation, molecular function: DNA binding; histone binding. Gene Ontology annotation, cellular component: SWI/SNF complex. Gene Ontology annotation, biological process: positive regulation of DNA-templated transcription.